Messenger RNA from Paramecium sonneborni, 1705 nucleotides. The record is from the annotation of a GenBank genome assembly. Lineage: Eukaryota; Ciliophora; Oligohymenophorea; Peniculida; Parameciidae.
AUGUUAUAAUAAUCACAAUAAAUUGAUUACUUAUAUAUUCCAACUAGUAAGAAUUUAUAAUAAUUACUCAAAUCAUCAACCUUCUGGACUAUUGGUAAUAUAUAAGCUACUCAUUUAAUCAAAUCAUAAUUGCUUGUUAGAACAAAGAAUAGGAAUUAUGAGUUUGCUUUAACUAAUAAUGGCUAUUUUAUUAAAUUUGGGACUCGUAACACUAAAUAUUGUGAUUUGUUGAAUAAUAUUUAUAUUCUUACUUAUACAGAUUAGUAUUUUACUAUUCGAUCUCAUGACAGAUCCAAAGAAUACUAAAGUAUUAAUUAGAAGCAAACAAAGAUCUGGAUAGAGUAUUUAACUAAGUUUUGUAUCAUUAGAGGAGAAGUCUAUAAAAGAUUUAAGUUUGUCAAUUAAAUUAGUAAUGGAAAUUAUUCGAAAGUAUAACUAAUUUAAUUAUUUAUUAUUAGGGAUACUUAAUAGAGAACAACAAAAAUCAAUAAUAUGUUUGUAAAUCAUUUUAAAAGGUAGAUUUACAGAGUGUUAUUAAACUUAGAGAUUCUGUAAUUGGUGAAAUAUUAUUAUUAAGGUAAGUAAAUCAUCCAAAUAUUAUUAAACUUUUUGAAAUUCAUGAAGAUUUUAAAAAUAUCUAUUUGAUUUAUGAAUGGGCAAAAGGUGAAUUGUUUUAAGAAUUUUAGAAAACAAAAACAAAUAAAUCUCGUUUUACUGAACAAUAAGUCAGUCAUAUAAUGAGAUAAAUCUUUUUAGGUUUAAGUCAUAUUCAUUCUUUAAAUAUUAUACAUAGAGAUAUUAAAUUAGAAAAUAUUUUACUUAAAGAUUAAAGUUCUAUUCUCAUUGCUGAUUUUAGUUUAGCAGCAAAAAAACUAACAAAGUUUGAAUAUAAAAAAUAUGGGACACCUGGUUAUAUAGCCCCAGAAGUUUUGAAUAUGAAAGUUUAUAAUGAAAAAAUUGAUGUUUUUAGUGCUGGUGUUGUUGCUUAUAUUUUAUUAACAUAAAAACCAGUAUUUUCAGGAUCAACAAUUAGUGCUAUUUUAAAUUAAAAUACAGCAGGAAAAAUUGAUUUUGAUAAUCCAGCAUUUAUCAAUCUAAGCAAAGAUGCCUAAUUUUUCUUAAGGAAAGUAUUAUCAUUACAAGAAGAAUAACGUCCUUCUGCAUUUGAUUGUUUAGAGUCCUCAUUUCUUAAAAAUUCAUUCUAAUUAAAUUAAAUUGGAAGCCCAAUUAAACCUAAUUUAGAUGUAUAUUUUAUAUCAAAUUAAUAGAUUAGAUUAAGCUAUUUAAGUUCUAGUGUAUUACCUCAAUAGAUUAAUCUAUCAAAAGCUAAAAGAAAAUCAAUGAGGCAAUAUAUUUUAUUAAAAUAAGCUAUUAUUACUGAAAAAUAAAAAUCAUUAUUAAUGCAAUAAAUAGCUGAAUAAUAAAAUGAAGAAGAAGAUAGUGAAUAAUUAAUAGUUUAAGAAAGUGUCAAAAAUGUAUUUAAUUAUAUUCAUAUUUAUAGAUAGCUGGAUCCUUUUAUACAGAAAAAUAGUAGGAAAAUACAAAACAUAAUGAUUCAGAUGAAGAUUCUUCAGGUGAAAGUAUGAAUGGAUCAUCCUCUGGAAGUGAAGAUGAUUCUAAUUUAUUUCUAGAGGAAGAUGCAUAUUAAAAUUUAUCAUCCAAAAUAACAUAAUUAGGUGGUUUAUAAAUUAAAAUUAAAAGAUGA